AUGUCACUUGAGGAAGAGCAGUCCAUACGAGAAAAAAACAAGCAGGUGGUAUCUGAGUACACCACCGAAUUCUGGGGCAAAGGUAAUACGGACGUUGUAGAUAAACUUUGCUCUGACGACUUUGUGUCCGACUGCCCAUUGCACGGCCGAAGGGAAGGAAAAGCUCAAGUGAAGAAGAUGAUACUUGAUUUUAGAGAGGCAUUUCCCGAUUUUGUAAUCCAUGCAUAUGGAUCAAUCCCCAUGAUAGCAGAAAACGACUAUGUGGUGGUACGCUGGAUUGGUGGCGGCAAACAUACUGGUCCCGCAUUUGAUGACCUGCCAAUUGGCCGGCUUCCAGGCCAAAAUACGGGCAGGAUAAUCCAAUUUUCUGGCACAACGAUUUACACUCUGAAAGACGGCAAGAUCGUUGAGGAAGUGGCUGAGGAGGGUGCGCUAACUGCACUUCAACAGCUGGGGAUACUCAUCCAACCAACACCGUAA
Molecule: messenger RNA, 480 nt
Organism: Trichoderma virens Gv29-8
Lineage: Eukaryota; Fungi; Ascomycota; Sordariomycetes; Hypocreales; Hypocreaceae
Exons: 3
Coding region: 1-480 (159 amino acids)
Biological process (GO): polyketide metabolic process
Source: RefSeq, a predicted model, not a curated record